Messenger RNA from Penicillium antarcticum, 1047 nucleotides. Its product is annotated as short chain dehydrogenase/reductase family protein. Gene Ontology annotation, molecular function: oxidoreductase activity, acting on the CH-OH group of donors, NAD or NADP as acceptor. Bases 1 to 1047 code for a protein of 348 amino acids. The transcript is spliced from 2 exons. The record is from RefSeq and is a predicted model, not a curated record. Lineage: Eukaryota; Fungi; Ascomycota; Eurotiomycetes; Eurotiales; Aspergillaceae.
AUGGCACAAGCAAAGCCCUGGCUUUCGAGAGAAGGCUUCACAGCAGACGUGCUGGGAAACAUCAUCUCCAAAACCCUCCUAGACCCCUGGAAAAUACUCCCCCUCUUCGUCCUUUCCAAAUACACGAUCAAAGGCCGUGACCUCAGCAAAACCCACCCAAACCUCCAAAAAGCCCUCCAAGCCCUAACAACCAUAUCCCUUCUCACAAACCUAGAAGCCUACCUGGACCACCGAAUCCAAAACAACAACCAAAAAGACCCCUACAACUGGAACAAAGAAGUAAUUAUCCUAACAGGCGGGAGCACAGGGAUAGGCCGACAGAUCGCCCAGCAACUAGGCACAAAAGAAAUCAAAGUGGCCAUCCUAGACAUCUCCCCGCCAGACAUAACAAGCACCUCCCUACCCAACAGCGUCCGCUUCUACGAAUGCGACAUAACAAACCCAGAAACAAUAGCCACCACAGCAACCUCAAUCCGCAACACCCUCGGCCGCCCAACAAUCCUAAUAAACAACGCGGGAAUCUGCACAGCGAAGACAAUCCUCUCCACAUCCCCGGCCCAGACACACCGCAUGUUCGCUGUAAACACCUUCUCCCACUACCAUCUCGCGCAGGAAUUCCUGCCGGACAUGAUAUCCCAUAAUCACGGCAUGGUCGUGACGAUCGCCUCGCAGGCGGGGUAUACCGUGACGCCAAACAUGGUCGAUUACAGUGCCUCCAAGGCGGCAGCCAUUGCAUUCCAUGAGGGGUUAGCGGCGGAGCUUCUUACGCGGUAUGCGGCCCCGAGGGUGCGUACUGUGCUUGUUACGCAGGGAUUUACUAGGACCGGGUUGAUUAAGGAUCUUACACCUGAGGAUACUUGGUUUAAUCCGCUGCUUUGUCCCGAGAGUGUUGCUGAGGGGGUUGUUGGGCAGGUACUUAAGGGGGAGAGUGGGCAUGUUUUGAUUCCCGGGUCUGCUGGGUGGAUUUCUAGGAGGCUUCGGGGGUUGCCGCUUUGGUUUCAGCAUCUGUUGAGGUGUCGGUUGGAGAGGUUGAUGCGGGCUGAGUAG